UUUUACGGUUUAGUAGUUUACAUUUAAGUAGUGAACUUUAAAAUCAUCACGUUUUGGUAUUAAAUAAAUUAUUUUUUAAACCUAAGUCGGUAUUUUUACAAUUUUAAUUUUGCUUUCAUCAAAUCUUUGUAUUUAUUGUACAAAUGUGAUAUUUUAAAACCGUUCUUGGCCAAUCAUUGUACCUAUGAUAUAGUAUUCAAGUGGAAUCAUAUAAUAUAAUAUUACACGGUAAUAUUAUUUACACCAUUGUAUUUUUUUCUACAAAAUGACYGAUAAUACGUUAUUAGAUUUGUCUAGUCAAGAAUUGCGAAAGUUGCCAAAAAAUGAAAACAGUCAUAUUAUUAAAGUCUUAGAUGUACGAAAAAACUGCUUACAGAAACUGGAAAAUGUUGAACAAUUUACUGAACUUAAUGAAUUGAUUGCAAGCCAUAAUCAGAUGAUGAGAAUGUAUACAGUUGCAAAAUUAUCAAAACUUGUAAAAUUAGAUUUAUCUAAUAAUCAUUUGAUGAGUAUUGAAGGGCUCAGAGAUCUAGUAAAUCUUUCAUCGCUUAAUUUAUCCAAUAAUAAAAUCAAAAUUAUUGAACAUUUAUCAACCAAUGUCAACUUAGUGCACAUUGACUUGUCUUUCAACAGCAUAUCAUACAUUACCAAUUUAAGUCAUCUUUUAAAACUUGAAAGGCUUUUCUUGCAUUCAAAUAAUAUUUGUCAUUUAACCAACUGUCAACAUUUCCUUCCAGUCAACCUGCUAACUCUUACUUUAGCCAAUAACAAACUUAAUGAUUUGAAUGAAAUAUCCCAGCUUUGUCGUCUUGGUUUGUUAAGAGAAAUAACUUUAACUGGUAAUAGUUGUCUAGAAGGAUACACAUUUAACUACAGACCAUUUAUAGUUAAUUGGUGCCCUAGUGUGAAAAUAGUUGAUGGUUAUGCUGUGGAUGAUAUUGAAAAUUUAAAAGCUGAGUGGCUGUAUAGCCAAGGUCAAGGACGAAAAUUUCAUACUGGACAACAUGCUGCUCUUAUUCACUAUUUAACAGAAACAUGCCCAAUUACUAGUCAUACUUUAGAGACCGAGCAAGAAAGAAAACUAAGACUAGUUUUAAGCAAAGCUCAACAAUAUAGAGAGCAACUACAUAGAACAAGUACACCAAAUAUUAAAGAAUCAGGACAAGAAUCAUUGAUGACCAGAAGUCUAGAUCCUAGUGUAUUGAAGUCUACAACACAAAGACUAUCUACUGGAUCAGAAAGCUGCCAAGGAACACCUAAUAGUAUGUCUCGCAGUGUCCAUUUACCAUUGACYGAAGCCAAUUCUUUUGUCCAAUCUCCACCUCUACCAGCUGCCAGCACUAUGUUGCCGAUAAUAGACUCAUUACCUAGUCCACUGACGCCAAGUGUACCUAAACAAAGACCUAUAAUUGGUCUUCAAACUCCGGCUGGUGAAGAGUCUCGGGCACCUACUAUGGAAAAAUUACGAAUGAUUAAAAAUAAAGCAUCACAAAUGAACGGUAUUGAUAACAAAGAUUUACACCAAUCAGCCGUUGUAAUACAAAAAAUGUGGAGAGGAUAUCGUACUAGAAAUUUGGAUAAAAAUGUAUCUAAUAUAUAUCAACAUGUACAAAUGAUACGUUUCAAUCAAUACAUUAAGCAAAUGAGCAAAGAUUUAGUAGAUACCAAAAGUACUCUCGAAAAAGAACAUAAAUUAGUAGUAUUACAAAUGCAAGCUAUAAACGAGUUAUGGAAAAAGGUUAACACAAUGGACAACAAAUUAGGCAGUGAAAAUAAUGGCAAUUCCAAGUGUCUGACAUGCUCUUCAUUGGAUAUUAAGGUUCAACAGCUGCAGGAGUCAAUGGAUCAUGUAUUACGGUGUGUAAGCCCUUUAUCGCAGAGUGUUGCAGAAACACAAACAGAUAUCACUGCUGUACAGACACCAGUUGAAGAAAGUUGUCCGAACACCAACAUAAUAACUAGGCCCAAUUUCCUUCCCCUCUCUAAAUCGUGUACAAAUCAAGUUGUAAAAACUACUAACGCAACUGCAAUACCUUCAGAUAUCUAAAUUAUUAAUCUAUAAAAUCAGAACUGUCCAAAAUAUCUAUUGUAUAAUAAUUUUGUACUCAUUGUUGAAAAACCAUGAAUACUGUUUCAAUGAUCUAGUCAAAACUGAUUAAACUUAAUUAUUCCU
Molecule: messenger RNA, 2173 nt
Organism: Diuraphis noxia (Russian wheat aphid)
Lineage: Eukaryota; Metazoa; Arthropoda; Insecta; Hemiptera; Aphididae
Gene: Cep97
Product: centrosomal protein 97kDa
Biological process (GO): mRNA splicing, via spliceosome
Cellular component (GO): U2 snRNP
Molecular function (GO): protein binding; U2 snRNA binding
Source: RefSeq, a predicted model, not a curated record